AUGGAUUCCGACGCCUCUGAUGCCUCGGCUUUCAGUCUCGACGACGAGUCCGAUGGCUUUGUCAUGGAACCUAAACCUAAGCUCAAGGCAGCCCCAAAGAAAGCCGCCGUGAAACCCGCCGUGAAGAAGAUGGUCCAAACCACGCUGAAGACCAAGCCCGCCGCCGCCACCAAGAAGCGCCCCAAGCCCGAGAGCGACGAUGAUGAUGCUAUGAGCGACGGUUCUGGCUUCUCAAACACCCCUCCCAACUCCAAGAAACUAAAAAAAGACCCGCCACCCAAGAAGUCUUCUGGAGUUCCCUUGGCGGAGCUCGAAAACGACAGCAUGAUCAUCGACAGCCCUCCCAAGGCCAAGACAAAGAAGACCGCCACCGAAACAUACCAAAAAUUGACCCAGCUCGAGCACAUCAUCAAGCGUCCUGAUACCUACAUCGGAUCAGUAGAGAAGACGGAACAGCAGAUGUGGGUUUUCAACAAGGAAACCUCCCUCAUGGAAUACCGAGCCGUGACCUUCGUACCUGGUCUUUACAAGAUCUUUGACGAAAUCCUCGUCAACGCCGCUGACAACAAGCAACGUGACGGCACCAUGACCUACAUGAAGAUCAACAUCGAUCGUGCGAAUGGUACCAUCAGCGUGGAAAACAACGGUAAAGGUAUUCCUGUUGUGAUCCACGAGAAGGAGAAGAUCUACAUCCCCGAGCUCAUUUUCGGCCAUCUCUUGGCUGGUUCCAACUUCGACGAUGACGAGAAGAAGACGGUUGGUGGUCGAAACGGUUAUGGAGCCAAGCUCUGUAACGUCUUCAGCACUGAAUUCAAUCUUGAAUGUCAGGAUAGCGAGCAUGGAAAGCGCUACAAGCAAACGUGGACGGACAACAUGCAGAAGAUGCAAAAGGCCAAAAUCACAUCCAGCAAGUCAUCUGACUUCACCCGCAUCACAUUCAAGCCGGAUUACGAACGGUUUGGUAUGUCAGAAGGCAUCGACGAUGACCUGGAAUGCCUGCUGUUCCGGCGAGUCUACGACAUGGUCGGAACGGUCCGAGGCAUCAAAGUCCACCUCAAUGGUGAACAGAUCAAGAUCAAGGACUUCAAGGCCUACUGCGAUCUGUACGCCAAGUCGAUUGCCAAGGAUAGAACCGACGAGGAGGGUGGCACUCCAACAUGCACCGUCGAGAUGGACAAAGACAAGAGCCAUCCUCGCUGGGAGGUUGGCUUCGCUGUUUCGGACGGUACCUUCCAGCAAGUUUCAUUCGUCAACUCCAUUGCUACGACAAGUGGUGGCACUCACGUCAACUACGUCGCCGAUCAGGUCACGGCUUACCUGCUCAAGACUCUUAACAAGAGGAAGAAGGGCCAUACCUUGAAACAAAGCCAUCUCCGUAAUCACAUUUUCAUCUUUGUCAACUGUCUUGUCAACAACCCGGCUUUCACAUCCCAGACCAAGGAACAAAUGACGACCAAGACGAGCCAGUUUGGUAGCAAGUGUGUUCUUGGGGAAGACUUUCUCAAGAAGAUUGCGAAAUCAGAUGCUAUCCAAAACAUCAUGGAAUUCGCGGAGCGGAAAGCCGACAAGCUGAUGGCAAAGAGUGACGGAAGCAAACGUUCCCGUGUCAGCAACGCCAAGCUAGUCGAGGCCAACUUGGCUGGCACACGACGUGGCCACGAAUGCACUCUGAUCUUGACAGAAGGUGACUCCGCCAAGGGUUUAGCCGUGUCUGGCCGAGCCAUCCUUGAUCCCGACCGCAUCGGUGUUUUCCCACUUCGCGGAAAGAUGCUCAAUGUACGCGAUGCAUCCAUUGAUCAAAUAACAAAGAAUCAAGAAAUCCAGAACAUCAAGCAAUUCCUGGGUCUCAAACACAAGCAGAUUUACACCGAUACCAAGAGUCUCAGAUAUGGUCACUUGAUGAUCAUGGCCGAUCAGGAUCAUGACGGAAGUCAUAUCAAGGGUCUUCUCAUCAACUUCCUUCAAGUGCAGUUCCCGUCGCUCCUACAAGUUCCCGACUUCUUCCGUGAGUUUAUCACGCCCAUUGUCAAGGUCUGGCAAGGACCCGAUCCGAAGAAGCCCAAGAAGUUGAAGACCUUCUUCACACAACCCCAGUACACAGAAUGGAAAGAGACCCAUGCCAACGAGCAGUCCAGAUGGCAGGCCAAAUACCUCAAGGGUCUGGGAUCCUCUACCAACGAGGAUGCCCAAGUCUACUUCACCAACCUCGACGAGCAUCUGAAGGAGUUCCAAGUCAUGAAACCAGACGAGGCGGAACUCUUUGAACUUGCUUUUUCCAAGAAGAAGGCAGACGCGCGAAAGGAGUGGCUCGGCAAUUUUGUUCCGGGUACUUUCUUGGACCACUCAACCAAGUCGAUCACUUACGGCGACUUCGUUAACAGAGAACUGAUCCUGUUCAGCAUGGCUGACAACAUGCGCUCAAUUCCUUCCGUGCUCGAUGGCCUGAAACCUGGUCAACGCAAGGUCAUCUAUGCUUGCUUCAAGAGAAACCUUGUAAAGGAUAAGAAGGUGGUCGAAUUGGCUGGUUACGUUUCCGAGCAAACGGCAUACCACCACGGUGAAAUGUCUCUUCAGCAGACGAUCAUUGGCUUGGCUCAGAACUUUGUCGGCUCAAACAACAUCAACUGUCUAGAGCCAAGUGGAAACUUCGGUUCCCGACUUGCCGGUGGUUCAGAUGCUGCUAGCCCUCGUUACACCUUCACUCGCCUUUCACCAUUCGCCCGAAAGAUCUUUUCCCCUCUAGAUGAGCCUAACCUGGAAGCUCAAUUUGACGAUGGAAAACCGAUCGAGCCCUUGGUCUACUCGCCGAUCAUUCCCAUGGUCCUUGUCAACGGCGCUGACGGUAUUGGUACCGGUUGGAGCACGUCGAUUCCCAACUACCAUCCUGCGGAAAUCGUCAAGAACCUGAAGCGCCGAAUGGGUCGCCUUGACGACAAUGACGACGAGGAAAAGCCUUUCGAGACCAUGACACCUUGGUUCCGUGGCUGGAAAGGUGAACCCAAGGCGGCUGGACCUGAUCGCUACAAGUUCAAUGGCAUUGCCACCCGAGACGAUCAAAACCCGAACGAGGUUAUCAUCACUGAACUGCCCAUCCGAGUGUGGACAGAUGACUUCAAGGCCAAGCUUGAGAAAAUUAUCAGUGGCGGUGACGGUCCAACCUGGAUCAAAGAUUACAAGGAGUUCAACGAUCACAACACUGUCCGUUUUGAGAUUAUGGUUGACGAGAAAUUCAUGCCCAAGGUUCUCGAGGAGGGCAUACUCGAGCGUUUUAAGCUAUUGAAGCAAGUAGCAACAUCCAACCUGGUAGCCUUUGACUCUCGGGGCCGAAUCCGCAAGUAUGAGAAGGUUGAGGAAAUUUUGGAGGAGUACUAUUGCCAUCGAAUGGACAUGUACCUGCAGCGAAAGAAAUAUUGGCUCGGUGUGUACCAUGCCGACUACCGCAAGUUGAAGAACCAGGCCCGCUUCAUCAAGGAAAUUAUUGAUGGCGAGCUUGUCGUUGGCAGAAAGAAGAAGAGCUUGCUUGUGGAGGAGCUUCGAGAACGCAAAUAUGAGGCAUUCCCACCAGGAAAAGAAAAGAAGUCGAACGAAGACGAAGAAGAAGCAGAAGAGGAAGUUGACGCUGUAGACGGCGGCGCUCGCGAUUACGACUACCUACUUUCGAUGCCCAUUUGGUCUCUUACGGCCGAGCGUCUCGAGAAGCUCAAGGAUGCCAUUGCCAAAAAGAAGACUGAGCACGACGACCUUCUCGCAUUGAAUGAGAAGGACCUGUGGUGCAGAGACCUUGACGAGUUCAUGGCCGAGUGGGACAACCAGCUCGCGCUUGCUGCCGAGAUCAAAACUAACAUUCGCCGCCUGGGCCGCCGAGUGUCGAAGAAGAUUGGUGCUGGCCGUGGCCGCAAGGUCAAGGAUGAAGACGAUUAUGAGCCUGAGAAGAAGGCCCGCGGCAAACCCAAGGCUGCAGCAGCCAAGGCCGCGCCUGCCAAGGAGACGAAGAGUUCCCAGAGGUUUACAGAGACGUUCAGUUCCAAGCCCAAGGUCAAGGUGGAGAAGGAGUCUGAUGUUGUAGAGCUAUCUGACAACUUCUCCGAUGAUGACUUUGCGGCACUCGGCAAGGGCAAAUCAGCAGCCAAGGCUGCGCAGUCGCAGUCGCAGUCAGAAGUUGAAGCUGUUCCUGUUCGCACCAAGCGGGCUGCUGCAUCCAAGGCGAGGACCAUUUUCGAUGACGAAGACUCGGAGAGUGACGACGACCAGAUGCUCGGCGACGUCGGCGCGCUUGUCAAGGGAAUCGACAAGCCGGCGGGCGAGUCAUCCGGCGGCAGACUUAGUUUGUAUGCCAUGAACCGCCCCGAUUCAAGCCACGGCAAUGGCAGCUCCGGUGGCCUUCCAAAGCCAAAGACUAAGUCGGCCAAGUCGUUUGACUUUGACAGCCCUGACGACACCAACUACGAGAUGUUGGCCAAGUCUUCCCCUCACAAGACCGCGACAAAGGGAGACCACAUCGACAGCUUCCUGUCUGAUGAUGACCCGGUCCCUUCUCCAGCCAAGCCGGCAGUUUCCAAGGCCACAUCACUUAGCGCUACGGUAGCAGGCCUUACCAGUGUCAAGAAACCCCGAGGUCGUCCUGCUGGAGCGAAGGCCAAGGCCAAGGACGAUGCCAAGCCUGAGCCAAAGCCCAAGGCCGCACCCAAGGCAGCGCCGAAGAGCAGAGCCAAGGCAGUGUCAAAGGCCAGCACUCUCUCCCCAGCGGCAAAGGCAUACGCGGCUCGAAAGGCCAUAAAGAAGAGUGUCCUAGAUGAUGAUUCGGAUGAGGAAAUGGAAGAACUUUCAUCGCCUCCUCCCCGACCGGCUGCAAGGGCGCGGCCAGGUCGAGCAGCGGCUGCGAGACGGCCAGUUGUGAUUGACGACGAGGACUCGUCGAUGAUGGAGGACCAGCAGAACGACGACGAGAGCGAAGAUCCAUUUGAGGUGGAUGAUGAUGAGGACUAG
This is a messenger RNA of Ilyonectria robusta, 4986 nucleotides long. RefSeq names its product DNA topoisomerase. The transcript has 4 exons. Gene Ontology annotation, molecular function: ATP binding; DNA binding; DNA topoisomerase type II (double strand cut, ATP-hydrolyzing) activity. Gene Ontology annotation, cellular component: nucleus. The record is from RefSeq and is a predicted model, not a curated record. Gene Ontology annotation, biological process: resolution of meiotic recombination intermediates; sister chromatid segregation; DNA topological change. Lineage: Eukaryota; Fungi; Ascomycota; Sordariomycetes; Hypocreales; Nectriaceae. The coding region runs from base 1 to 4986 and encodes 1661 amino acids.